Monopterus albus (swamp eel) is the source of this 976-nucleotide messenger RNA. Its product is annotated as ribosyldihydronicotinamide dehydrogenase [quinone]-like. The record is from RefSeq and is a predicted model, not a curated record. Lineage: Eukaryota; Metazoa; Chordata; Actinopteri; Synbranchiformes; Synbranchidae. Gene Ontology annotation, cellular component: cytosol. Gene Ontology annotation, molecular function: NAD(P)H dehydrogenase (quinone) activity.
UAAAUGCAUCAUGUUGAGGGUUGUUCUAAAGUGAGCUGCAUUUUCUGUUAUUGUGCUGGUGUAGUUGUCCUUUACAGCUGACUGUCUGCUUUAGGAUGGCAAAGAAAGUCUUGAUCGUGUAUGCCCAUCAGAGCUCUGGCUCAUUCAAUGCUGCAGUCAAAGAUGCUGCUGUGGAAGCUCUAACUGCUCAGGACUGCACAGUGGAAGUAUCUGACCUGUACACCAUGAAGUUUAAAGCAACUGCUACUGCUGAGGAUAUCCUGGGUGAAGUUAAAAAUGCUGAGAACUUCUGCUACUUGGAGGAGACUAAUCUGGCAUGGGAGGAAGGAAGACUGUCUCCUGAUAUCACAGAAGAGCAACGUAAAGUCACAGAGGCAGACUUGAUCAUCUUUCAGUUCCCCAUGUACUGGUUCACUGUGCCUGCCAUCAUGAAGGGCUGGCUGGAUCGAGUGCUUACAAAAGGCUUUGCCCAUACUCAGGAGAGGAGAUACAGCCAGGGGAUCUUCAAGGACAAGAGAGCCAUGUUGUCCUUCACCACUGGGUCUUGUGAGUCCAUGUUCAGUGCAGAUGGCAUCAAUGGAGACAUGAAUGUCACACUGUGGCCACUGCAGGUAUUUUAUAAAUAAUGUCGUGUCCUGAACUACUGUGGCUUUAAGGUUCUAGCUCCUCACAUCUUCUGGGCUCCAGCUUAUGUUGCUGAUGAGGCCCGCAGCACCAUGCUGGAAGCCUGGCGUACCAGGCUUCAGGGCCUCCUGGGAGAGGAGCCACUCUCCUUUACCCCCUUGGACUGCUUUGAUGGGGAGAAGGGUUUCCAGCUGAAGCCUGAAGUCUACGAGAAACAUGCCACCCAGGAGUUUGGCCUGACAGUUGGGACCCACUUGGGAAAACCACUGCCACCCAACAACCAGAUGAAAGCUGGCGUCUGAAUAUGGUGCCUUAAUCAGUGUUGUGAUAAUAAAAUGCAUCUUGACAGCAA